This is a messenger RNA of Tupaia belangeri chinensis (Chinese tree shrew), 476 nucleotides long. Its product is annotated as protein OS-9-like. Gene Ontology annotation, biological process: endoplasmic reticulum unfolded protein response; ERAD pathway; retrograde protein transport, ER to cytosol. Lineage: Eukaryota; Metazoa; Chordata; Mammalia; Scandentia; Tupaiidae. The transcript is spliced from 2 exons. Gene Ontology annotation, cellular component: endoplasmic reticulum lumen. The record is from RefSeq and is a predicted model, not a curated record. Bases 31 to 474 code for a protein of 147 amino acids.
AGCUUCUUUAGAUAAGAGGGGGAACGAAAGAUGGCGGCGGAAACGCUGCUGUCCAGUCUGUUGGGGCUGCUGCUUCUAGGGCUCCUGUUACCCGCAAGACUGACCGCCAGUGUCGGGAGCCUGAACCUGGAAGAGUUGAGUGAGAUGCGUUAUGGGAUCGAGAUCCUGCCGUUGCCUGUCAUGGGAGGACAGAGCCAAGCUUCCGACGUGGUGAUUGUCUCUUCUAAGUACAAACAGCGGUAUGAGUGCCGCCUGCCCGCUGGAGCUAUUCACUUCCAGCGUGAAAGAGAGGAGGAGACACCGGCUUAUCAAGGGCCUGGGAUUCCUGAGUUGUUGAGCCCAAUGAGAGAUGCUCCCUGCCUGCUGAAGGUGAGAGGAACUGGGAUGAAUGGAAUGAGGGCAUGGGGACUAGGAGUCCUUCUGAGAACUGGAGUGCACAUGAAUGAGAGGAUCCAGGGCACCUGUAGGAGUUAAGA